Molecule: messenger RNA, 1092 nt
Organism: Humulus lupulus (European hop)
Lineage: Eukaryota; Viridiplantae; Streptophyta; Magnoliopsida; Rosales; Cannabaceae
Exons: 3
Coding region: 1-1092 (363 amino acids)
Source: RefSeq, a predicted model, not a curated record
AUGACUACUAAGAUGAAGAAGGGUGUUUCUGUGCGUGAAUAUGUCUUGAGCAUGAAUAACAUGAUGCAUGAAGUAGAAAUACGUGGGGUCGUCAUUGAUGAGCGUACACAACUGUUGAAUGAACUUCAAACAUUUGAGUCUUUUAACAAAACCAUAACCAAAGAGACUGGGGCAAAUAUGAUAGGGGAGAAACCUUCAACCUUUGAGGAUAAAACCAAGAAGAGGAAGAAGAACAAUGAUAAGGACAAAGAUUUGAUAAUAAGAAUAAUGGAAGAUGAAGAUGCAUCUGCUAAAACUAAUGGAGGAGAUGACAUUAAAGAUUAUAAGCUUUUCUCACCCCAAGCUUCUCCUCCCCGUCCAAGUUUUCCUCGAUCAGUUACCAGAAGUUUAUCAUCAGCAAAUGAUAGUUAUUUCAAAGGAACCAGUACUGGGAAUAGUCAACUUCAAAAGCCAAAGCCAAAGCCAAAGCCAAAGCCAAUGCCAUUAUUAUUAAUGGCCCAUCUUCAAAGUCAAUCAGACACCUCCAACACAAGUAGUCCAAGUGCUACAAAUAAUCCUCCUAGCAUUCAACUUGGGGUGCCUGAGGACUCCACACAGAGCAGGGAAAGUAGUACUAGUUCUAAUUUGGCUACGGUUGAAUGUGAGGCACCACCACUAACUACUAAGGCUGCUAGUAGUUCCAAGAGCGCCUCAGAUGCUCCUUCUAGCCUCAAUUUGGCUACAGUUGAAAGUGAGGCACCACCAUCAACUGCUGAGACUACAGAUGCUGCUACGGUUGAAAGUGAGGCACCACCGCCAACUGCUGAGACUACAGAUGCUCCUUCUAGCCUCAAUUUGGCCACGGUUGAAAGUGAGUCACCACCACCACCACCACCACCACCACCAACUACUAUGACUACAGAAGCUCAUCAUUCUCGUCGUGCCAGAAGCUCUUCAAAUAAGCUUCGUAGUCUUCAAGAGUUUGCUGAUCUUACUAGCAUUUUUCUUGAAUGGGAGCCUAACAAGAGCAGGCAAAGUAGUAGCACUAGUUUACCAUCAGAAACACCUGAUGUCCAGCUUGACGAUAACACUGCAUUUCCACCAUUAAAAUAA